AUGUCUUCUGCUCAUGCUCCUUCUGUUCCUGCUGCUGCUUCUGCUUCAUGUCCAGCAUCUUCUUCCACCAAGUCCUCCACAUGCUCUUGCCCCUUGUUAACAUGGAAGAACCCUGUGGAAACUGGUAAAGUAUUGGCAUCCAUUGUGGUUGUGUUGGUGGUGUUGAAAACUGUCAACGUGAUCCCCGUGUUCUUCUACACCUUGGCUGGUUCUCUUGCAUUGUCUGCUGUUGUUGAAUACGUGUCUGUUUUGGUAACUGGAACAGGUAUCGUAUCAAAAUAUAGACCUACAAAGGCAACAUUUGGUCCUUGUUUCAAGGAAAAUGUGUUGCCUCAAUUGGCAAGUGCGGUCAACCUUGGUGAACACAUUGUUCAAGUUACAGUGUUCUCUGUUGAUCCUGUUGCUACUUUGAAAACUGCUGGUGUUGCUUACAUCUUGUAUAAGGUGACUUCUUGGUUCUCUAUCUUUACCAUUGUUGCCACCAGUGUGGCUUUGGCUUUCUCUGUUCCAUAUAUUUACUCCACCUAUCAAAAGGAAAUCGAUUCUGCUGUCACUGAAUACUCUUCUUUGGCUCAAGAUAAGGCGGAUGAAUACUACAAGUUGGCCCACAAGAAGGCUGCUCCAUAUGCUAACCAAUUUGUUGAGAAGACUGGACCUGUUGGUUCUUUUGUCAAGGCCAAGUUCCCAACUAGAACUGCUGGUUCUACUGUCAACUCUUCCAAGUACCCUGCUGCUGCUUCAUCUGCUUCCGCUACUUCCACUACUACUUCAGCUACUACUACCGGUGCCUCCAAGUUCCCUGAUGUUCCUGAAUCUCAAUUGAAGUCCACUACUGCUGUCAACACCACUGCUCCACUUACAGAACCUAAGGUCGCUAUCAACACCACUGCUCCUCUUUCAGAACCCUUGAUCCCCGCCAGCAACUCCACCGAGGUCCCUCUUGCAGAACCUAAAAUUGUUGACCCAGAACACAAGUCCAAGGCUGAUUUGCCUCAACCUACUGAAUAUUAG
Molecule: messenger RNA, 1011 nt
Organism: Lizanozyma spartinae
Lineage: Eukaryota; Fungi; Ascomycota; Pichiomycetes; Serinales; Debaryomycetaceae
Exons: 1
Coding region: 1-1011 (336 amino acids)
Source: RefSeq, a predicted model, not a curated record